Molecule: messenger RNA, 1881 nt
Organism: Paramuricea clavata
Lineage: Eukaryota; Metazoa; Cnidaria; Anthozoa; Malacalcyonacea; Plexauridae
Source: the annotation of a GenBank genome assembly
AUGGUGGGACAUUUGGUUAAAGUUCACAGGAAUGAUCCAAGUUUACAUAUUGUUUGUGACGUGUCUGGAUGUCAAUCCACCUUUUCUCGAAUUUUCAGCUACAAAAGUCAUCUUCGGCGCACUCACAAAGACAUCGAUACGAACAUCAGACAACCGAUGAGGGCCAUUGACAUUGUGGAACCGGAAGUACCAGAGAGAGGGGUUGAUAAUAAUGAAAUAGCGCAAAAUGGUGAUGAAAUUAAGCGUUUGAAUGCAUUGUACUUGAUGAAACUGAAAGAAGUGCACUAUCUCACUCAAACAUCCGUCGACAGCAUAGUAGAAGGCACAACAGCUAUUGUUCAAAAUACGGUGCAAACAAUACGGAACGAAGUGGAGAAAAAGCUUCGAGAGUCCGGUCAAGAGCUGAUGGAUGUCGACGGAUUGGCCGAUGUAUUUGACCAGACCCAGCCUUUAUCCAACCCAUUUGCGCAUGUUAAAACUAAAAGUCGUCAAACAGCAUAUCAGAAAACAAAUUUUUCAUUGGUGGUGAGUACAAUGAAACAAUAGCCAAAAGAUAUGUUAAGAAUAAAGUGAGAAUAUCAUGAACACUUAGUCUCAUCAAAAUAUUCAAUAAGUCAUUGUUCGUUACUAAUUUACUACUACACCAUAAGGUUUAGAAAUAGGCAUGUAUUUGGUUCUGGACACUGUGAGAAUUCAGUCAUAGACGGAUUUUUUUUGGGGGUGGGUGGGUGCAGGGGGUGCUACCCCCCAAUAUAGCUAUAACCCCCCCCAAACAAAAUGUCCACCGCGCCAAAAAAUUUUCAACCCCCCCCCAAUAUUCGGCAUAAUAAAAAAAUAAUUAAAUAGUCCACUCCAACGUGUAGAGUGUUGAUGAUACAAAAUAAACGUAGGAGUACACUCGAACAGAAAAAGACAGUGCAACACUCUGAAACUAAUCGCUCCUCGCUUGCAUUCACUGGUUUAUUGGAGCAAUUGUAAAUUUUGAAACUCUAUUAUCUUCCCUGAAUAGAGUUUGCAGUGCCUUGCCAUGCAAAUAACUUGCUUGCAAAGAACGUUUGGAAUUUUUACGAACAUUAUUUUUAGCUUUUAAUUCUUUUAGGAAAUAGACUUGCCAAGAUUUAAUCUUUACGCCUCAAAUAUUAUUUACAUCUGAGUUGCAUGGUAAAUUGUACUCGGAUUCAAACGACACAAUGUCAAUGACUUUAUAAAAGUAAAAGCAUAUUGUGUAUUGUCUAUUGGGUUUACACUUUUACAGGUUCAUUUAACUUUAACUCUCUUUCAAGUCUCAAGAGACAAUCGGACAUGCCAAAGCAUUGAUAUGACAACUUCAAAAAUUUUUUUUUGAAGCUAGAAAUCAUGAUUUUUUUCAAAUUUUCCAGGGAUACUUUGUUUUCUGCUCUCUAGUGCUCCACCCCUAGAAUAUAGACCUUACUGGGGUUUGGUGACACUUCGUGUUGCUUUAGUCACCUGCUCACGGCUCACUCCCCUAAACUUUCUGGCACCACGCAGUAAAAAAAUAUGAAAAUCCGUCUAUGAAUUCAGGUACAGCUAGCGUUACACCAAGGGAUACUCUUUUAUACUUCCUCCAAAUAAUUUAACACUGUACAAAAUUACAUCAUAUUCACAUAGAACAACAACAAAAACUUUUCGACAGAAUUUUAAGAGAAGUUAUGUGAAUAAACACAAAUAUUUACUGUUAAAUUACUUGAUACAUAUAUUUUUUUAAUUAAGGAACCAAAACGAGUUUUAUUUGGUCACACAUCAAAGAAACGAAGGGUUGGGGGAAGCUAUCAGGAAGUACUGGUGAACGAUGAAUUUGCCUAUAUUCCACUCUUGGACACUCUACAGCAGCUUUUGAAUAUUCCAUCAGUCCUUGCUCAG